Molecule: messenger RNA, 2584 nt
Organism: Cynoglossus semilaevis (tongue sole)
Lineage: Eukaryota; Metazoa; Chordata; Actinopteri; Pleuronectiformes; Cynoglossidae
Product: claudin-34-like
Exons: 1
Coding region: 1368-2084 (238 amino acids)
Cellular component (GO): bicellular tight junction; membrane
Molecular function (GO): structural molecule activity
Source: RefSeq, a predicted model, not a curated record
AAUAAGUAAAUUUAAAGGUUAGCAAAAAUUACUGGAAGACAGAAAAAGACCUCUGUCUAACUCUGAUUUAGGCAUUUUUUUAGGUUAAAGUCUAAAAACAUUUAAGAUAUUAAGAAAUGGUAAAAUAUGAAAGUUUUCUCUUAGAUUGGCCAAAAAAAAGUAAAGGUAGCCAAAACAAACAGUUGGUUAAACUAUAGCUUUUCUUAAGCCAAAAAUAGUCUUCAGUGAGCAAAAAUAAUAGCUAACAUUUCUAGGGCCCAAGUUCAUCAAAACUGCUAAAUGAUAGCCCAGAACUGGCUAAAAUAACUAUUAAUGAUACUAAUAUUAAUAACUCAUAGAACAAAAAUGUAAUUUUUUAUUUAAAAGAUGUUUGAGGGAGCAUACCAAAUUUCAGCUCCAGGUUAGGUCCCCGUGCCAGACUUUGGACACACUUCUGCAGAGCGCACACAAGGCUGUUGUUUCACAGUGUUUAGACUCAGCUGAUGGUAAGAUAGAAUAACUCUUUUACUGCUCUUUUACUGCACCUGCUGUAUGAAGGAUAAUGUGUUCUGUUUUUUUUUUUCCAUCAGGAUUGAAACCUGACACCAGUGUGGCUACAAACCCUCAGAGACCAGAAAAAUAUUUAAUCUCUACCACACUGUUAACACACAGGGGCUAGGCAGAGUGUUGGUUGUCUUUCACUUCUAUAUAAAUAUAAAAACACACAUCCAAUAUGUUGAUGUUUACACACGAAGUAGCAUGUCUUUGACCUGCUUUUACAGAAGUCAACCCUGAAUUAUAUUAAAUGAGUCCAGUCCUGAAACAAUAAGGACAGAUGAAUAUAGACCUACAUCCUGUCAAUCAUUGAUAGCCCUGGCAGGAAACUGUGGCUGGGUUUUUGCCAGCUAAAGAAGGAAGCAUAUUUCUGCAUUAUAAUUAAACUGAGAGAUGUGGAACAACUCGGAGCCGGCGGUCAGGUACGACUUUUGUCAUUUUUAACGUUUAAGUUAUAUUUGUAAAACUAAUCUGGGAAAUAGAUUUAAUUCUCUCUUUUAUUUCACAAGGAUUCUCAAAUAUGCGCAUUUUAUACGUAAGCGCUUUAGGUGGACUUAAAGUAGCAUCAACAAAAGGCCAUGUCUUUUAAGUCUUAGUUUGUUGUGGUCAGAGACUAACCUGGCCGGGGUCCCACAGUGAUGACCAUGCCCAUAUCUUUCAGGAAGCUGCGUGGACUGUAUGCUGCGUCACAGAACAGCAUUGGAAAAACCAAGGCGCUGUGAGGCGAAGUCAACAGACAGGAGCUGAAGGGGUCGAGAUACAGGGACCCCACCCUCUUGAAACACCACGAGAGAAUUUUCCAGGACUUCCUGUCUUGCUGCCUCUCUCUUCCCAUGACGUCCUUUGCUCACACGGCCCAUCCGCAGCUUGUGGCUCUCUGGCUGAGCUGCUUUGGCUGGACUCUCACUGCCAUGGCCCUUGGUCUCGAUCAGUGGAGGGUUUGGCUGGUGUCUGACAGGGACAUCAUCACCUCCGGCAUGGCUUGGGUCGGUCUGUGGAGGGCCUGCUUUCACAGCCACACCGUGGUGUCACCUGGCUCCGGGUUUACACACUGCAGGUCCAUCAGUCUCACUGAGGCCUUCACACCACCAGAGAUUGUGUCAGGACAAAUUCUUAUGGUCCUCUCCUUUGUUGUGGGGCUCUUGGGUAAUGCGGGAGGUAUUUAUGCCCUAAGGAACACCUACUUUGGGUUGGAAGCAAACACACCGGUCCGCUUGUCUUUCUGUGCUGCAGGAGCUUUAUGUUUGUUGGCAGCAGCGAUAUCUCUCAUACCUCUGAUGUGGAAUCUGAGCUCAGUGGUGACCAACCAGACCAUUGCGUUCCCACCUGAGUUCCAACUGCCCGCAGCGCCUCAGUCGCAGUACGUUGGGUACAGCAUCAGCCUCGGGGUCGUGGGGACUGUCCUGAUGUUCGCCUCUGGGAUUAUUUUCUGCAGAUACAAGUUACCACAGAGACAAGCACCUUCAGUCACAUCAUCGCCUGAACAUGAUGGGGCCGACAGUGGGGGGGGCAGAGAAAAUACAGCAUUUGAGUUUAAUGAACACUUUUGAACAGUUUGCUUGUGGAAAAUACAACAUAGACUUCAGCCUGAUGUUUCUUGUACUCUCUUGAGUUUCAGGUAACCCUGAAGUACCUGUGCCCUACAAUAAUUAAAAAUCCUAACUGCCCCUGCAGUGGUAACACUCCCACGUAGCAGGUGCAGCUGCAGUUACUGAUCUACUUCACUGACAGGCAGAAGGAAUGACUCACGCUGUGGACAAUAGUAAAGUCUUCAGGACUCAGGAGACAGAAAACAGAAAAAACUUUGGUUUGAACAGAUUUUGUUAAAACUUUUUCAGGUAUCAUUAAAGAUGAUUCAUUAUAUUAACAAAGUUUGGUCAAGCUGGAGAGCAUUUGUAACAGAAAUGUACAUAGAUUUUUACAAUAUGAAAUGAUUUGAUGGUAUUUUCUCUUUUUGUGUUGUUGAAUUUUUAAAAUCUCUCUUUUAAAGUCUCUCUUUCUCGCUUUCUCUCUCUUUCUUUCAAUCAUCUAAAUCGAGUCGUCACUCCCA